GGGCUGCGGGGCUGGGGCCGGGGGUCGCUGCGGGCGGCCCGGGCGGGGGCCGGGCUGUGCCUGAGGCUGCUCGGGGCGCUCCUGGCGCUGCUGCUCCUCCUCUUCCUCCUCCUCCUCGGGGGGCUCCGGCUCUGCUGGCGCGGCCUCGCCGCCGGAGCCCACCGGGCCCGGGAGCUCCUGGGGGACCCCCGGCAGUGGCUGCGGGGCGGGAGGAGCCCCCCGGGGGUCCCCGCGGCGGGGGAGGAGGAGCUGGGGCGGCUGCUGGCCCUGGCCGAGGUGCCCGAGGAGGAGCUGAACCCCUUCCAGGUGCUGGGGGUGGAGCCCUCGGCGGCCGACGCCGAGCUCAGAAAGGCCUAUCGGCGCCUGGCCGUGCUGGUGCACCCCGACAAGAGCCCCCACCCGCGGGCAGAGGAGGCCUUCAAGGUGCUGCGGGCGGGCUGGGACCGGGUGAGCAGCCCUGAGCGGCGCCGGGACUACGAGACAAAGAGGCUGGCCCAGAGCGAGCUGGCACGGUCGGUGGGAGCCUUCCUGAGCCGGCUGCAGGAGGACCUGAGGGAGGCCAUGAACGCCAUGGCCUGCAGCCGCUGCGGGGGCCGCCACAGGCGGUUCGAGCUGGACAGGGACCCCCAGCGUGCCCGGUACUGCGCUGAGUGCGGGGGGCUGCACCCGGCCGAGGAGGGGGACCUGUGGGCAGAGUCCCACCUGCUGGGGCUCAGGAUCACCUACAUGGCCCGCAUGGACGGCCGGGUCUACGACAUCACCGAGUGGGCUGGGUGCCAGCGUGUGGGCAUCUCCCCGGACACCCACCGUGUCCCCUACCACCUGUCCUUCGGCGCCAGGGCGGCCCCCCCACCCGGGAGGCAGCGGACCACCCCCAAGGGCAGCCCCCCCACCCCCUCGGAGCUUCAGGAUUUCCUCACCCGCAUCUUUCAGGCCCCGGCGUCCCCUGGGGGGCCCUUCCCGCCGCCCCCCACCCCCCCAGGGGCCGCGGCCCCGCCCGGGGGUCCCCCCAGGCCAGAGGGGGUUGCCCCCAGGGGGGACACGAAGCACAAGAGGAGGAAGAAGGUGCGGCGGCCGCUCCCACGCUGAGGGGCCCCAGGCCCCCCCAAAGGGCUUCUUUGAAUAAAAAAUCUAUUUUUCUUUUUUU
Lepidothrix coronata (blue-crowned manakin) is the source of this 1147-nucleotide messenger RNA. It is a transcript of the gene DNAJC14, whose product is annotated as DnaJ heat shock protein family (Hsp40) member C14. The record is from RefSeq and is a predicted model, not a curated record. Lineage: Eukaryota; Metazoa; Chordata; Aves; Passeriformes; Pipridae. Gene Ontology annotation, molecular function: dopamine receptor binding. The annotation marks the transcript as partial. The transcript has 6 exons.